Bipolaris zeicola 26-R-13 is the source of this 150-nucleotide messenger RNA. RefSeq lists its product as uncharacterized. The record is from RefSeq and is a predicted model, not a curated record. The annotation marks the transcript as partial. Lineage: Eukaryota; Fungi; Ascomycota; Dothideomycetes; Pleosporales; Pleosporaceae. The transcript has a single exon.
CUGGGACAUUUUUUAUUUAUUUAUUUAUUUAUUUAUAUAUCGAUUCAUGUAUACGCUGAUGGAUGCAUUGACAUGCAGGUACAUGGGCACAGAUAUUUGAGUUUGUUGCUGUUAGGUAUAUGCACGUAUACGUGCAUGUUCUGCCGCUAG